CCUCUUGUGCUACCGUAGACGCUUGCUAUGCCCCUCUGUUAAAGUUCCAGGAGGAAGAGCAGCGACCUGGACAAACCAGAAAAAAGGGCCAAGACUAAAUUGAACAAAUAAACAGAUAUUUAAUUUACCAGGAGGAUUGGGAUCAGUUCGAAGAGAAGGAGCAACACGGAAUACCAAGGUCUUUACUUCCCGAUAACGUCAGAAAAUAAAGAAAAUGGCGGAGCCGGACAAAUUAAACAUCGACUCUAUAAUUCAGCGUCUCUUGGAAGUCAAGGGGUCUCGGCCAGGAAAGAAUGUUCAGCUAACAGAGAAUGAAAUCCGAGGCCUGUGCCUCAAGUCCCGAGAAAUCUUCCUGAGCCAACCAAUCCUGCUUGAACUCGAGGCUCCCUUAAAAAUCUGUGGUGAUGUCCAUGGUCAGUACUAUGAUCUGCUGCGACUCUUUGAAUAUGGAGGUUUCCCUCCAGAAAGCAACUACCUGUUCCUGGGUGACUAUGUAGACAGAGGAAAGCAGUCACUGGAAACUAUCUGCCUUCUUCUUGCCUACAAGAUCAAAUAUCCAGAGAACUUUUUCCUGCUGCGUGGCAACCAUGAGUGCGCCUCUAUUAAUCGAAUUUAUGGCUUUUAUGAUGAGUGUAAGCGACGAUAUAACAUAAAGCUGUGGAAGACCUUCACAGACUGCUUCAAUUGUUUACCUGUGGCUGCCAUUGUAGAUGAGAAAAUAUUCUGCUGUCAUGGAGGCCUCUCUCCCGAUCUUCAGUCGAUGGAGCAGAUCCGCAGAGUAAUGCGACCCACAGACGUGCCUGACCAGGGUUUGUUGUGCGACCUGCUGUGGGCUGAUCCAGAUAAAGACGUACUCGGCUGGGGUGAAAAUGACCGUGGUGUCUCCUUCACAUUCGGGGCAGAUGUGGUGGCCAAAUUUUUGCACAAACAUGACAUGGACCUAAUAUGCAGGGCACAUCAGGUGGUUGAAGAUGGUUAUGAGUUUUUCGCAAAGAGACAACUCGUCACUCUGUUUUCAGCUCCCAACUAUUGUGGAGAAUUUGACAACGCUGGUGCAAUGAUGAGUGUGGAUGAGACACUCAUGUGUUCCUUCCAGAUUCUAAAGCCUGCGGAUAAGAAGUUGUAUCCUUAUGGUGGAGGAGGAGGAAUGGGAUCUGGCAGACCGGUCACCCCUCCACGAAAUUCAGCCAAGGCUGCUAAGGCCAAGAAAUAACACCCGCUGAGUCUCCAUUCCUACGACUUGCCACCCCUGUUGGCCCAACAGUCUUUUUUUUUUUUUUCUUUUUUUUUUCCUUCCUUCUACCUCCCAAACUUUUUUCUCCAUUGUCACCAAAUGGCAACAAAGAAAAUAAAUGUCCAGGGUUCAUUCAUGCUCUAUUUUUUCCCCCUCUACAACUAAUUUUAUCUAUUUGUUUGCAUAUUUGCGUACAUUUUUUUUGUGUGUAUGGUUAAAAAAAAAGUGAGUGACACAGAGGGUGUUGCUGUCUUCUGUAUGUAUGUUUUCAUUUACCCACCAUCCUUCACAACCUCUGUUUUGUUUUUGCUGUCAUUUGUAGAGAUGGGUUCUGCCCGUUCAUCAUGCAAAUUCAAGCCUGGCUGCAGAGGGUAGGGAAACAAGAGAGAGGGGAGCUUUGUCUGUUUAUGUUAAGGCCAGCCACUGUUUAUUGCUAAACACAAGCUUUUGUACAUCAUGUUUCAGAGUUUCAUGUAUGCCUGUAUGAUGGGUGGGUUGGGUGAGGGGGGGGGGUAUUUGGGGAUGAAGUUGCACGGUCAAAUGCUAACGGCACAUACCACACACUGGGUGCACAGGAUCAUUAUAUGUGCAAGUGAGUUGUUAUCUUAGAUGGAUUCAUGAUAUAUAUUUUUUUCUUCCCAUCUAUGAAAAUCAAUUAUUUGAGAUCAUAAUCAUGAGAUGACAUAGAUGUUAUGUACAUCUGCUCUUUUUUUUUUGUUUUUGUAGAUACUUAAAACCAUGUUUUGUUUUUUUUUUUUGUUAUAUUUUUCAUUUUUUUCUUUUGUUUUGCUUUUGUUUUUAGUUCACUUGAAGUUGAAGAUGAAUAAACAUUUAUUUGAGGUAUUCCAUCAUCACUUUGUGUUUGCUGUUUUGUCAUUUGACAUUGUGGCUGCUUUUUAUGGCUUUCAUUGAUUCAGCAUUUUGAAAUUUCCUGUAAAUGAGACUAUAUUUAAAAGAAGGAAAUGAGAUUUUGGCAAAGGUUGUGCACUGGAAGAGGCUUUUUCAAUCUUAUUUUUUUUAGACAACAGAUUUUUUGCCAGGAAUAACCUAAAUAUAUACAGGUAUUUUUAAAUUAUUUGCAUCUGAAACAUAAGUUCAUUUAAGUUUCAGAAGGUGACUCUGUCACUCAGCUUAUUUUGUAUUGAAGAUGUUAAGCAAAUAUUUUCAGCAACCAUCAUCAUGCAGUCCCACAAACUGAUACUGAAUCUGUGCUGAACGAUGUAUGCAUAUAUAGUCUUUAAGGAGAACGUGGGCAAUGUGUAUAUUUAACUGUAAUUGAAAGGAGAAAAAAUGUUAAACCGCUGCUUUGACUUCCAGUUCAAAGUGCUUCAAGAUUGUUCAUUGUAAAAUCAACAAUUGGGUUAAUUUGAUUAUCAAGCUUAAACCAAAGGGUUGCUGGUAAAGUUCAUGAGGAAAGGGUAUUAAAUCACUCCUAUUUAUUUCAUUUUUUUUUUUUUUUUUUUGUGGGGGUGAACCUCGCAGUGUGUAUGGGUAAUACAUGCAAAUCAUAGCUAACAAAAAAAAACAUGAAUAUACUGAAGAUAAUCAUGUACAGAAAAUGACCAUUGAAUUUAGCUUAAAGUUUAGGACCAGCUGCUGCUGUUUAGGGUCAAUAAAUAAUUUUCUAUGCUCUGUAAAACUUCUGCAUUCAUGUGGAAGUACUUGCAAUGUUUGUGAUAGCAUUUAUUCUAAAUUUCUCCAAGUGUGUUUUCAUUUUUUUUUUCAGCUGCUUGCCAUGGAAAUAAGAGCCAUAAACUAAAUUAAAUUUAUGCUCUCAGAUUAUUCAAGUGAACAAACUGUGAUCCCCCCUCAGACACAGUAAUCUCAACUAAAACUAUAUUCCAAAAAAAUUAAUUUUGUUCUUAUUUCUAUACCUUUUGAAAUGGAAAUGAUCUUUUUUAAUGUUCCAAAUGGUCCACUUUGCAUUUCUACCACUGUGCAUUAUGUUUGGCUGGCAUACAGGGUGUUCCCAGUGAAAGCAGACCAUAGUUCAGCUCAGGCUGUUGCAACUGGUGAAUAAUACUUCACUGCAAUGUUUCAGGGUCUCUCCCUGCCCAUUUCUUGUAACCCAAACACUCUGUCUGCCCUGUUACAUAAUUGGUGUGUCUGGUUUUAUUUGUCUGCUGUCUAUCCUCAUUCUUUAGCCCUCUGUUUAAAUAUGAAAACAUGCAGCCCUGCGGAUUGCGAAGCCAAAAUGAGAGCAGUUCACAAACACAUACUUAGGCGGAGGGUGGAAAAGCUGGAGUUCAGCCAUCAUACUCCCCCUGUUUUUGUUUUUGUUUUUUUGUUUUUUUUACCAUUUACUCAGCCUCAGCUUGUUAACUUGCUACUUCAGAAGAUAAUAAUGAUUUUAUUAUAAGAUGUUUAUUGAUAUUUUGUAUGGUUUUCUAACAAUGAGGAUAUGGUGCAGCACUUCACUGCACAUGUGCAUGAGAUGAACAAAAGAAAUCACUGGUUCUCAUUAUGUGCUCGUAUCCAAUUCACAUCCAGUACGAUCAACUCAGGAAGUGAAAUUUAAAUAUAUAGAAAUUAAGUGCAAUGCUCCACAUUUAAAGAAAAUAUACAUGUUUAAAUAACAUUACUGCAGAUGAUGUAAGUCAGGGUACUUGUAAAGUUAAAAAUGUAAACUUUAAAAUGUACUGGCAGACUAUGUUCAUGAGGGAGCAAUGUUCAAACUGUUGUUGAGAAGGUUAUUUAUUUUUAUUUUUAAGUGGCCCUUUUUGUGGAUAAAACCUCAUUUAGAAAAUUGUUAAAACUCAUUGGUAUGAAAGCUGAUUACAAUCAGUGCUGACAUUUUUGUUAGUUAAAUUAAAGGAAAGCUGAAUAUGUACAGAUACUACAUUGUGAAUAAAUGAUACUAUAAAGGCUACUGUCACUCGUUUCCACAACCAUAAAAACCUCUGAUUAGGAAAUUUUCCAACUGCUUCUGAAUAGAUGUUACCUCCUAAUGUCUGCUCUCAAACCGCUAGUUUCCAUUUUGUUUCUACUGACAAAUUUAACCUUAGAUACUGCAAGCUUAAUAAUAUCAGUGUAGGGUUUUUAUUAACCAGGGAUGCUUUCCAACAUGUACUGUCACUGGGUAACAAUAAUAUAAUAAGGUUAUUGCAAUUAAGAUUAAAUAGAAAUUAGUGGCUUUUUUUUUCUUUUUAAUUUGUAUUUAAUUUGUUUUCAAGUCAAUCGGAUGGUCUCUGUUCCAAGGUAUAAAUAAAUUAUAGACUUUUUAAAGUUG
Melanotaenia boesemani (Boeseman's rainbowfish) is the source of this 4463-nucleotide messenger RNA. RefSeq names its product protein phosphatase 1, catalytic subunit, alpha isozyme a (gene ppp1caa). The record is from RefSeq and is a predicted model, not a curated record. Gene Ontology annotation, molecular function: protein serine/threonine phosphatase activity. Lineage: Eukaryota; Metazoa; Chordata; Actinopteri; Atheriniformes; Melanotaeniidae. The transcript has 8 exons. Gene Ontology annotation, cellular component: cytoplasm; nucleus. Bases 215 to 1213 code for a protein of 332 amino acids.